Messenger RNA from Oryctolagus cuniculus (rabbit), 6207 nucleotides. RefSeq lists its product as uncharacterized. NCBI's taxonomy places the organism in Eukaryota, Metazoa, Chordata, Mammalia, Lagomorpha, Leporidae. Gene Ontology annotation, cellular component: nucleus. Gene Ontology annotation, molecular function: DNA-binding transcription factor activity, RNA polymerase II-specific; RNA polymerase II cis-regulatory region sequence-specific DNA binding. Gene Ontology annotation, biological process: regulation of transcription by RNA polymerase II. The record is from RefSeq and is a predicted model, not a curated record.
AGAGCGGCUCGGCAGCUGCCGGGGGCGGGAGUCUGCGGAAGUCGCCCGCUCUAGGCCGCCGGCUGCCUGCAGUUGUUCGGUGGGUUUCGUGUAGUCGCGGUGCUGCCGGAAUCAAGGCCAGAGGUGUGAAUAAGGUGUCAGCUCUAAAGGGAAGAUUUUCCAAGGAUGCAUCCGUACCACAAGGUUCAUGGCAUGUAUAAUGAGGAUACUUUACAGAUACCUGAGUGUGGAAAAGUCUCUGAGUAUGAGGAUCAGUUAGAGAAGCCGGAGGGCAGCCCCACAGAAGAAAAACAGUAUAGAUGCAGUGAGUGUGGAAAGAAAUUUGCCCAGAGCUCGGGCCUCCUUCGACAUCGGAGAAUCCACACUGGCGAGAAGCCCUACGAGUGUGAUCACUGUGGAAAGGCCUUCAGUGUGCGCUCAACCCUCACUGUGCAUGAACGAAUCCACACUGGGGAGAAGCCCUACACUUGUAACAAGUGUAAGAAGGCCUUUAGUGUGAGAGCACACCUGAUUAUACACCAGAGAAUCCACAAUGGAGAGAAACCCUAUGAAUGUAAUGAAUGUGGCAGAGCAUUUAGUGUGAGCUCAGACCUGAUUAAACACCAGAGAAUCCAUACUGGGGAGAAGCCGUACACGUGUCAUGACUGUGGGAAGGCUUUCAGCGUCAGCUCAGCGCUCAUCAAGCACCAGAGAAUCCACACAGGAGAGAAGCCGUAUGAGUGUAAGGAGUGUGGGAAGGCCUUCUAUGUGAACUCAGCCCUGAUUAAUCACCAGCGGAUCCACUCUGGAGAAAAGCCCUAUGAGUGUGGGGAGUGUAGCAAAGCAUUCAGCCAGAUCUCAACCCUAAUUCAUCAUCAGAGAGUUCAUACUGGAGAGAAACCGUAUGAGUGUAACGAGUGUGGGAAAGCUUUUCGUGGAAGCUCUAAUCUCACUAAACAUCAGAAAAUACACGCCAAAGGAAAAUAUCAGUGACUUAUGUGGUGAGGAUAUUCCCCAGGCCUCUUAUUGCAUCAGAUUUUAGUAUAAAAGAAGAGGAUGGUGACAGUUUAAAUGUAUCGGUACUUUGUCUCUAGGAAUGUUGAUGUGAAAAGUCACUGAAAAGUGACUUAGACUAAGGCCCUGAAAUCACAUCUACUUCUCAGAAUGAAGUUUUACAACUCAUAAGAUUACUGCUGAUGGGCACCCUUGAAGGUACAAAUAUUUGGAUCCCUGGCACCCAUGUUGGAGAUCUGGAUUGGCUUCUUGGCUUUGACCUGGCCCAGCCCUGGCUGUUGAGGGUUUGGGGAGUUAACCAAGCAGAUGGAAGAUCCCCCUCUGUCUGCUGUCUGUCUCCACCUCUCCAUCUUUUAAAUAAAAUGGAAAUGAAAGAAAAUUAUAUCAUAGUGUAGUUUGUAUUGGUUUAGUCAGAGAAAACAACUAAUUUAAGCAUUGUUUUUAUAUUUCUUAUAUGCAGACUUUUUAUUGGUAUUUUGCUGCUUCCAGUUUUAUAGAUGAAACAUAAAUUUUGAAGUUGGAAGCAAUGGUGAUUGGUUAGAUAGGGAGCACAUAUCGUCAUUGAAUCUAGAAGUACAAUGCGUGAUCUUUCUUUGCCUUUGAUGUAGCACUAUGCGUUUAGCCAUGAUUAACAGAAUUAGUGCCCUUUGGCGGAAGAUACAUGAUCUCUGAUACAAGAAUACAGGAUAAGAAUCCUAAUAGAUAAUUCUUCAAGAUUGUUCUUGCUUAGUUAGCAGUUUCCCAGGCUUUUUGACUUAUGGGUUAAUAAAUAAGCCUCUGAACUUGACUGAGGUUCAUGAACAACAACAACAAAACCAGAAAAUCUUCCAAGAAACUGCAGGUGUCUCUGACUUCUGACCCUUGCGUUCAGUGUUUCUCCUUUGUAGUGGAAUAUGCAAAGACUCAGAAUAUGACGCUCCUGGGAGCUGUGCCUGAGUGGGCGUUGACAUUGAUUUUAGAAUGACUUUCAAGGGUUUAUUUAAGUGACAAAGUGAUACUUGAAAACCUACCUUUCUCUCUGUCUCUCUCUCUCACUGUCCACUCUGCCUGUCAAAAAAAAAAAAGUGAUACUUGAAACCUAUUAUUAGCCAGGAGAGCCUAGAUUUAAGAGAUGAUAGAAAGUUAAUGAGUUAAGUUUGGAAAAAAUGUUUUUACUACAUCUGUGGGAAUUCCUGUAGAGCUGUGCCCUGGACCCGGGACCAUAGCCUAAAUUAUAGCCUUACUUCUUAACCCUAAUCCUCAACCCCUAUAUCUGCAGAUGAAAUUCAAGAGAGUUGGCCGGCGCCGUGGCUCACUAGGCUAAUCCUCCCCCUUGCGGCGGCAGCACACCGGAUUCUAGUCCCGGUCGGGGUGCCGGAUUCUGUCCUGGUUGCCCCUCUUCCAGGCCAGCUUUCUGCUGUGGCCUGGGAGUGCAGUGGAGGAUGGCCCAAGUGCUUGGGCCCUGCACCCCAUGGGAGACCAGGAGAAGCACCUGGCUCCUGCCAUCGGAUCAGCGUGGCGGCCAUUGGAGGGUGAACCAACGGCAAAGGAAGACCUUUCUUUCUUUCUCUCUCUCACUGUCCACUCUGUCAAAAAAAAAAUUUUUUUCAAGAGAGAAAUCUGGGCUUUCAGAUUACUUUGAAAAUAAUUUUUCUGUUUUAACUAUGAUUUUUCACACCUUGGUAACAGACUUGAAAUUCUUUUGAUCCCUGAAACUUAACUUGUUUUAAGAUGAACACCAAAUGGAUAGAAAUCGCAGAUUGCUGUGGUCCACAUUAUGAAUAGAACAUUGCCUGGGAAGGUAAAAAUGUGUACAUUUCUCAGAACGGGACUUUUACUGCAAAGGGAUGCACGAUUUCCCUCAGGUUUUCUGUCCUCACUUCAAGCAGAUCAGCUGUAACACACUGGGCUCCAUGACCCCUGAGAUAACUUGUGGCCAAUAGGCAGUGAAGUCACGGCAUUUUAAAAAGUGUCUUAUGAAGACCGUGGGAUUAGGGUAGUACCCACCACCCUCCCCAGGAAGUGAGGGUUGAAGGCAGGGAAGGUUAUGUUUCUGGAGUUCAAUUUGGGGAAGUAAAACCUCAUGGAGUGGCGCAUGUUUGAAGAAGCAAAGCAUACACUUACAGGCAGAAACCCUCCAUGAAGCACCAGGCAAUUUUCUUGGCUAGGUUGAAAGUGUGAAUUACUUUGCAGUGCUUCUUUCUGCCUUUGGCGACUGAGGGAGACUUUGAUUUUCUCCUUGAUCUUCCCUGUCACCUCAUUUCUACACUGUUAUCUGUGGGGAGCAAACCGGACUAGACUGAGUUACUGGAAUUAAGACUUAUUCUAUGCAUCUGCUCUCCCACAAUAUGGCGCUGGGAGAGAAGUAAACAGCUUCCGCACAGCUGCCUCCAGUUCAACCAAUAAACUGUAGGACUUGCUACUGAUUGGAGGAGAGCAGCGUACUCUGCGUGUGGGCAGCCGAGUUGGGAUUGGCGGAGGAGGACUAUAAAGGAGGAGAGAGACGGCAUGCACGGGGAACGUCUAAGGGGAACAUCUAGCUGAAGGAACACCUGUGCAGCCCCCGAGAAGAGCCGGCCGGCAGUGUGCCGCUCCCCUGCGGAAGUGGGGAAUGUGGCCAGGGGGAACUGCCCUUCCACGGAGGUGGAAGGGAUAGUAGCCAACCCGGGAAGAACCAGCAGCAAACUCGGGGAGGGCCGAGCAGACAAAAGAACAGCGCAGGGUCCUGUGUCGUUCCUCCACGAAGAGGGGGAGCGACAGAUAGUAGCCAACCCGGGAAGAACCAGCAGCAAACCCGGGGAGGGCCGAGCAGGCGAAAGAACAGCGCAGGGUCCUGUGUCGUUCCUCCACGAGGAGGGGGAGCGACAUAAUGGUGCCGUGACUCGGAUAUGAAGCCUAGGCAGGGUCUUGUGUCAUUCCUCCACGAAGAGGGGGAGCGACAUAAUGGUGCCGUGACUCGGAUUAGGAAACCUAGGACGGAUAGGAGACCUAGGAGAGAAGAAAUGGGAAGAAGUGGAAAAUACCGGAGAGAGAGACUAGCAAAGAGCCUAGGUGCCGGAAGAAGCUAUUGAAAGCCUAGGCAUAGACUCGGAUAUGGACUGUGGGAAAGAAGUUAGGAUUGAAAGCGAAAGUGAAAGCUUUCAUAGACUCGGAUGCGGACUAUGGCGGGGAAGCUAGGAGAUUGAAAGCGAAAGUGAAACCUGGAGGAGGCUUGGACUCGGAUACGGACUGUGGGAAAGAAGUUAGGAUUUAAAGUGAAAGCAAGAAGAAACUUAGACUCAGAUACGGACUACAGGUUGAAAGUGAAAGUGAAACCUAUAAGAAACUUAGACUUGGAUACGGACUGUGGGGAGAGGCCAGGAGAAAUGAGGGAGGAAUAUUGUUGGAAGAAAACUUAGGGAAACAUACCGGGUAGAGAAAAGUGUUAGGGAAAUUGAAGCUGCGGGGGGCAGGCCGAGGCUGAAACGAAAGCCACUUUGGGAUUCUCAAGUUAGCCCGGGAAUAGGGGGCGAAAAGUUGAAACCAGAAGCUGAAACGUAAGCCUGGUUGGGAUCCGUCUGAUUAGCCCGGGGAGCAAAGGACGGGAAGCCAAACCGUGGGGCGGAGACGUAAGCUGGGUUGAAUUCGCCAGGCUAGCCCGGGGAACUUAGAUUGAAUGCUAGUGGCGGACACGUAAGCUACGCUGUGUGACUCGUGGAGGCUGCCGCGCGCAGAGAGAGCGUGCGGGGCACAAGUAGAUAGGGAACGGGGCUGGCGCGAGGCCGUGGUGCAGACGCGAAGGGCGUGGAGACCGCGGAGCGCGCGAAGCCAAGCCGCGCAAAGCCGGGAAGCAGCGCAGAUGAGAGAGACGCGGGCUGAAGCGGCUCAGCCGGAAAGCCGCCGAGAAAUAGCCUCGGGGCGGAGCCUGCCGGCAGGGCGAGGUGCCGGGAAGCUGCAGGGAUAAGAGAAAUAGAAAUUUAGAAGUAAAGUGAGAGAAAUAGGAAUGCUGGAAGAUAGAAGUAAAAUGGGAGAAAUAGGAAUGCCCGGAGAUAGAGAAAUAGAGAAAUAGAAAGGCCUCCCCUCAACAUGGCAAUGAGAAAGCUUGGAUUCGGUCUGCCUGAUUGAGGCGAUGAGCACCUGCGGGCGGCUAGCAGCUUAUGCGCCGCAGGUCACCGAAGACAGGCACGAAUUAACAUCAGUAAGGCCUCCCCACAAUACAACAAUUAGGAGGCUUGGAUUCGGUCUGCCUGAUUAAGGCGGUAAGCACCAGCAAGAAGCUCGACCAGAGUAUGAGCUGCAGGUCACCGAAGAUAGGCACGAACCAACACUAAUAAGUCUCCCCCACAAUACGGCAAUGAGAAAGCUUGGAGUCGGUCUGCCUGAUUAAGGCGGUAAGCGCCAGCAGGCGGCUCGACCAGAGUGUGAGCCGCAGGUCACCGAACACAGGCACGCAUCAGCGCCUAAAAACCUCCUCACAACAUGGUGAAGAGAGGACCCGGAUUCGGUUUGCCUGAUUGAUAGGACUUGUAAGAACCUGUGGCAACUCUAGCAAGUAGAGCAGAGUGUGUGCCGCGGGACACCGAAGACAGGCGCGUAUCAACGCCAAAAAUAAAAAGAAAGGGGGAUCUGUGGGGAGCAAACCGGACUAGACUGAGUUACUGGAAUUAAGACUUAUUCUAUGCAUCUGCUCUCCCACAAUAUGGCGCUGGGAGAGAGGUAAACAGCUUCCGCACAGCUGCCUCCAGUUCAACCAAUAAACUGUAGGACUUGCUACUGAUUGGAGGAGAGCAGCGUACUCUGCGUGUGGGCAGCCGAGUUGGGAUUGGCGGAGGAGGACUAUAAAGGAGGAGAGAGACGGCAUGCACGGGGAACGUCUAAGGGGAACAUCUAGCUGAAGGAACACCUGUGCAGCCCCCGAGAAGAGCCGGCCGGCAGUGUGCCGCUCCCCUGCGGAAGUGGGGAAUGUGGCCAGGGGGAACUGCCCUUCCACGGAGGUGGAAGGGAUAGUAGCCAACCCGGGAAGAACCAGCAGCAAACUCGGGGAGGGCCGAGCAGACAAAAGAACAGCGCAGGGUCCUGUGUCGUUCCUCCACGAAGAGGGGGAGCGACAGAUAGUAGCCAACCCGGGAAGAACCAGCAGCAAACCCGGGGAGGGCCGAGCAGGCGAAAGAACAGCGCAGGGUCCUGUGUCGUUCCUCCACGAAGAGGGGGAGCGACAGUUAUCUUUAAGGUUUGUUUGUCUUAUUAACCCUAGCU